This is a messenger RNA of Penicillium soppii, 606 nucleotides long. RefSeq lists its product as uncharacterized. NCBI's taxonomy places the organism in Eukaryota, Fungi, Ascomycota, Eurotiomycetes, Eurotiales, Aspergillaceae. The record is from RefSeq and is a predicted model, not a curated record. Bases 1 to 606 code for a protein of 201 amino acids. The transcript is spliced from 2 exons.
AUGCAUAUUCCCGCCCUCGCCAAGGUAGCCCACCAUGCCUUCAUAGCAGCCACCAUAAUCUCCGAGUCCCAAAUUUCAUCCAUCGCCCCAACAUCGUCCUCCUGUGACAAUGCUCCAGCGAAAGGCCAAUGCGCCACCGCUAAAGUGGCCGCCGAACACAUCACUACAGCCUUCCAAACAUACAAGAUUACCGAGAAGGGCGAGCAGGCCGCUGUUAUCGCGUUGAUGGCCCUUGAAACGCAGGAUUUCAAGUACAACAAGCCUAUUGACAACACCGUGCCCGGGAAAGGCACCCGCAACAUGCAAUCCCCCGAAUACAACAAAAAGUAUGCCCAGUCAAUCCCGAGCCUAAGUGAUAAAGUCACUCCCGUCUUAAACAACCCCGUCGACCUCCUUGAUGUCCUCCGCGAGAACGCCGACGCCGAUUUCGGCUCCGCCGCUUGGUUUCUCACCACACAGUGCACAGAUACGCAGCGUGCUGGGCUGGCUAGUGGGUCUGAAGCCGGCUGGGAGGAUUAUAUUCUGCAUUGUGUGCAAGCUCCCGAGGUUACAAAGAAGAGGACGGAGUACUGGACCGAGGCUAAGAAGGUGCUGGGUGUAGAAUAG